Messenger RNA from Trifolium pratense (red clover), 934 nucleotides. RefSeq names its product thymocyte nuclear protein 1. NCBI's taxonomy places the organism in Eukaryota, Viridiplantae, Streptophyta, Magnoliopsida, Fabales, Fabaceae. The record is from RefSeq and is a predicted model, not a curated record. Gene Ontology annotation, cellular component: nucleus. The transcript has a single exon. Bases 407 to 847 code for a protein of 146 amino acids.
GUGUUUUCAUUUAUACCUUUCUGCCACUUAAUAGUUGAUAUUAUAAAAAUGAGAAAUUUUUGAAAAACGUCAUCCCCUACUUGAGCGGAACAAAGUUGUUAGGGUGUUUCGCUAGAUAAUUAGCAGACAAGAGUAUUUUUGUAAAUUGGUGAGAAUUGAGUAGCUUGACAAAAGAAAACCCAAAAAAAGGGUUACUUACUUACAGCCUUAUUUAUAGAUGUUGGAGCGGGAAAAACAAAGGCAAUUGGCGGGAAGAGAGUGAAACUUAAUGAUUUUGUUUGUGGGACCACCUUAUUAUAAUUUAAUACUAUAAAUAAAUAAAUAAAUUGGGGUAAAGUAAAAAUAAAAUACAACAAGUUAGUAUCUAUCUAUCUACUAAGAAUUGAAAAGUGAAAGAAGAGAAAACAUGGGAAAGGAAGUGAAGAGGUUUCUGCUGAAAACAGAACCAUCGGAGUGGUCGUGGGAGGAUCAAGAAGCAAACGGAGGGAUAAGUAAAUGGGAUGGAGUUAAAAACAAACAGGCUCAGAAAUACCUGAAAUCAAUGUCACUCAACGAUCUAUGCUUCUUCUACCAUUCAGGUUCCAAGGCCCGUCGAAUCGUCGGCGUUGUUUCCGUUGUCCGGGAAUGGUACAGUGAUGAAGGAGACAAAGGCGACGGUGCGGUUGACGUGAAAGCUGUUGGCGAAAUGAGGAGGGUUGUUGACUUGAAGGAGAUGAAACAUUUGAAGGAUUUUGUACUUUUGAAACAGCCAAGGCUUUCGGUUGUUCCUGUUCCUCAUCUUAUUUGGGAUACUAUUUGUCAUUUAGGAGGCGGCUAUCAUGGUGAUGGGGCAAACCCUAGCGAUUGAAUUCAUCAAUCUUUAACCAAACAAACCCUAAUCUUAUUAUUUGAUUUAUGGUCUUGAUGCAGUGUUCUAUUGAUUUUUUUGUCUUUA